AUGGAGGAUACAGGAAGUGGCAAGAAUGGUAAAGAUGACAUUCAAACGAAGUUAGAUAAGAAGCUAGGACCAGAAUAUAUUUCAAAGAGAGUAGGAUUUGGAUCCAGUAGAGUAGCAUAUAUCGAAGGCUGGAAAGCAAUCAAUCUAGCAAACCAGAUUUUUGGGUAUGACGGAUGGUCUACGGAGGUUAAAAAUGUCACUAUAGAUUUCCUUGACGAAAGGCAAGGUCGAUUUAGUAUUGGAUGCACCGCUAUUGUUCGUGUUUCGUUAGCCGAUGGAACGUUCAGAGAGGAUAUUGGGUAUGGAACCGUGGAAAAUGAACGGAGGAAAGCCAGCGCUUUCGAGCGUGCCAAGAAAUCUGCAGUGACAGAUGCGUUGAAAAGAUCGUUAAGAGGGUUCGGAAACGCUCUUGGGAAUUGUCUUUAUGAUAAGGAUUUCUUGGCUAAGAUUGAUAAAGUGAAGUUUGAUCCCCCAGAUUUUGACGAGGGAAACCUUUUCAGACCUGCAGAUGAAUUAAGUGAGAUGUCAAGAUCAAAUAUGGUUGGAGAUGCGCAUACUGAGGGACCUUCUUUGAAGAAAAGAAGCCUAACAAAUGAGGAUAGAAAUGCCGUACCUUCUGCACCUGCACAGCAAACGUACCGGUCAAAUAAUCAUACAACACAGAAAAGAGCACCAAAAGCACAAGCAGUAACAGCAUCCGCAUCACCGAAUGAAGAAACUAGCAAUCAACAGCAGGACCCUGAUGAUUUACUUGAUGAUUCUUUCAUGUUUAGCGACGAAAUACAAGAUGACGAUUUACUCAAUAUGAAUACGACAACAAAUAACAAAAAUUCUACUAAUAGCAGUACAACCACAACCACAAUAUCAGAUGAAGCUACUGGUAUUAUCUCUCCUGUGACAUUUGUUACUGCUAAAGCUGCCACAUCACUGCAACAUAAAGAUCCCAUCCCGUCAGGAUCUAUGUUUGACCCUAAAUUUCAAGCCCAGUCCAUAAGACAUACCGUUGACCAGUCAGUAUCUACACCAGUCAGAGCUACUAUUUUAAAAGAAAAGGGCUUGGACAGUGAUAGGUCCAGUAUCUACUCCAAGUUCGCUCCUAAGGGCAAGGAACUGUCUGGCACAACGACAAAUUCUGAACCAUAUGUUGCUGCUCCCCAAACGAGCGCAACAGAAAGUAACAGAAGUACCCCAACAAGAUCAAAUGCACAACUAGCAGGACCGCAACCUGCUCCGCAACUGCAAGGUCCUCAGCGCACCCAACUUGGAAGACCUCGUAUGCUGCAACAGCCAAACAGAAGAAAUGUGUCAUAA
Molecule: messenger RNA, 1311 nt
Organism: Kluyveromyces lactis
Lineage: Eukaryota; Fungi; Ascomycota; Saccharomycetes; Saccharomycetales; Saccharomycetaceae
Gene: RAD52
Product: recombinase RAD52
Exons: 1
Coding region: 1-1311 (436 amino acids)
Biological process (GO): mitotic recombination; double-strand break repair via homologous recombination; double-strand break repair via single-strand annealing
Cellular component (GO): nucleus
Source: RefSeq, a predicted model, not a curated record